GGGAUGCCCUCUGAGGAUGCUCCAGGUGAAGCUCAUAGUAACUGGAGAUGAUUUCGGCUAUUGCCCUCGGAGGAACCAAGGCAUCGUGGAGUGUUUCCUGGCAGGAGCCGUGUCCAACGUGUCCCUUCUGGUCAACGGGAGCGCUGCGGCAGACGCGGCCCGGCUGGCGCGCAGACACAACAUCCCAAUAGGCCUGCACGCCAACCUCUCUGAGGGCUCUCCUGUCUGUGAAGUGCUCAAGACAAACUCCUCUCUGCUUAACCAGGAUGGAUUCUUUCAUGGGAAAAUGGGAUUCAGGACAGCUCUAUCAAAAGGUCUCCUGAAAAUGUCAGAGGUGAAGCAGGAGCUGAAGGCCCAAGUGGAGCUGUUCCGUGAGCUGACAGGCCACCUGCCUCCUCACAUGGAUGGUCACCAACAUGUUCACGUCCUACCUGAGGUCAGGUAUGUGUUUGCACAGGUGUUGGAAGAAUAUGGGAUCAAGUACACACGUGUUCCAGUAGAGCCAGGUCUUCGUAAGUGCGACUGGAUUGCACCAUCUCUCAUGGACUUCUAUCAGGGAGUAGAAGAAGAUUCCCUUAACACAGUGGAUGUGUUUACAAAGCAUGGAAUAAGGUGGCCCGACAUUUACAUCGGUUUGAGCACCAUGGGCAAGAACAUGUCUGUGGGCAACAUCGGCAGCGCCAUCGACGCGGCCGUCGGGGACUUCCUUGGCCAGGGGCCCCGGAGCGGCGGCGUCACCGUCUCCGUGGAGCUCAUGGUGCAUCCGGGCUACCCCAGCGCCCCCGACGCCGGCGGCUGCGGGGAGGGACCCGACGAUUUCUCCCAGUCCUGGGAGCGCCUGCACGAACUCCAGACCUUGAUGGAGCCGGAGCUGCAGCGCCACUACAAAACCAGGAACAUUCAGCUCUGUUCGUUCAAAGAUAUAUAA
This is a messenger RNA of Tinamus guttatus (white-throated tinamou), 928 nucleotides long. RefSeq names its product YdjC chitooligosaccharide deacetylase homolog (gene YDJC). Gene Ontology annotation, biological process: carbohydrate metabolic process. The record is from RefSeq and is a predicted model, not a curated record. Lineage: Eukaryota; Metazoa; Chordata; Aves; Tinamiformes; Tinamidae. Gene Ontology annotation, molecular function: deacetylase activity.